AUGGUAACAGUGCAAACACAGCCAACUGGAAAUGUUUGGUCAUUCGAGAAUGAAUGGAAUACCGCUGUAUGUGGUUGUUGUUAUGAUGUUGGAACGUGUUGCUAUGCUCAUUGGUGCUUUCCAUGUUUUAUGUGUAGAUUGCAUUCACGUACGAAUGAGUGCCUAUGUACAUGGUGUUUACCCGGAGGAAAUACUGGUUUAAGAACGAAAAUUCGAACAGGAUUUCGAAUUCAAGGAGGAGUGGGUGGUGAUGCACUCAUCAUGUGUUGUCUUCCGUGUUGUGGAGCGAUACAAAUGUAUAAUGAACUCGAUUUUCAAGGCCUGUGA
Molecule: messenger RNA, 327 nt
Organism: Adineta ricciae
Lineage: Eukaryota; Metazoa; Rotifera; Eurotatoria; Adinetida; Adinetidae
Source: the annotation of a GenBank genome assembly